This is a messenger RNA of Zootoca vivipara (common lizard), 1869 nucleotides long. RefSeq names its product kelch-like protein 12. Gene Ontology annotation, molecular function: protein binding. The record is from RefSeq and is a predicted model, not a curated record. NCBI's taxonomy places the organism in Eukaryota, Metazoa, Chordata, Lepidosauria, Squamata, Lacertidae.
AUGGAUUCACCUUGGGAUAGAGACGAUGAUAUCGUUGGAGAGGAACCCAAGUCUUUGAAUCAGUACAUACGAGAGGGGCUGAAUAAUCUUCUCCAAGAACAGCUCCUCUGCGACACAACCAUUGUGGCCAAAGGCGAACGGUUCCCCUGUCACAGGAUGCUCCUUGCUGCCAUCAACCCCUACUUCCGAGCCAUGUUCUCCAGCUCCUUCCGGGAGUCAAAGGAUGGAGAGGUUCUGCUGCAAGACAUGGAGCCCGCCAUUGUCCAAGCUGUGGUGAACUAUUACUACACGGAGGAGAUUGAGCUCGUGCCGGAGAUGGCCCAAGACCUGUUUGUAGCAGCCAGCAGGCUUCAAAUCCUUCCACUGCUCGAGAGUUGCUCCAGAUACCUCUUGGAACACAUCUCCCCAGAGAACUGCCUUUCACUCUACCAAUUGGGCUACGCGCACAGCGACCCUGAUCUCUUCCAAGAAGCCAAGAUCCUGGUCAGCCUGCACUUCAAGCGCCUCUCCAUUGAGGACAAGACCUUCCUCAACUUGAACCCCAGCACCCUCAUUAGCAUCAUCUCCAUGGACAGUCUGGUAGUCUCUUCCGAACUCACCGUCUACCGGGCCGUGUGGCGCUGGGUGAUGGCCCAGAGCGCCAGCCGCCUGUCAUUCCUGGGGCAGCUCCUGACGUACGUUCGCCUCCCGCUCUUGACCCAGGAGGAGCUGAGGGAGGUCCAGUCUGAGCUGAUGCGCUACAGGGACCUCCGCCUGCGGUGGAAGCGCUUCAACCGCCAGGAGAGGCUGCAGCACAGCGGAGGCCUGCGAAGAGGGAUGUACUCCACCUGCAUCAUCUGCGUGGACCUCUUCAACAUGGAAGGCCCAGAACUGAAGACCAAGGACUUCCAGGUCGGCUGCUACGACCCCCAGGCUGGAACAUGGGAAAAGAUGCCCCUGUUGAAAUGCCUGUAUUGCGCCCGCUGUGUGGCCGUCGGGGAUAAACUGUACGUCACUGGAGGGGUCCACACGGAUGACUCUUAUUCAGACACGAUGCACGAGUACAGCCCGUUGAGGGGUCACUGGACUCAGCUCCCUUCCAUGUCCGUGGCCAGGGCCUCCCAUGGCUUCCUCGCCUGCAACCAGCAGCUGUUCGCUAUGGGUGGCUGGUGCAAGUACGAGGACUACCUCGACACAGCCGAGUGCUUUGACUUGGCGAGAAAGUACUGGUUUCCGAUUACCAGGAUGCCCUUUGCGCUCAGCCACUUUGCCUCGGCGGCGUUCAAGAACAAGCUCUACCUGGUCGGCGGCGUCACAGACACCGUCGGCUCAUGGUACGCUUCCCGGAAGGUCCUGAUCUACGAAGUGGCCUUGGACACAUGGAAUCAAGUGUACUUGGACAAAGAGUGCUACUGGUCUGGCGCCGUGGCCAUGAACAAUGGGAUCUAUGUGAUCGGGGGCUACUUCCGGAGCCGGACGAGGCACAACGAGCGCUGGUCAGACACAGGGAACCUGCGCUGCACCCGGAAGUGCUUCUUUCUGGGGGAAGACGGCCACUUGGACAGGAGAGUCACUAUCCCCAGGCUGCCCAUAGAAUUGGCGGGGGCCGGUGUGGUACGCUGGAAGCACCGCAUUUACGUGCUGGGUGGGGAGAACACCUACAUGUAUAACAACCUGGAGGGAGAGAAUGAAGAGGAAUAUUAUAACACUGUUUACUACUGGGAACUCGGGGCCACGAAGUGGGUCCAGUGCCAGGAGAGGCUGCCAUUCACCAGCUGGGGACUCAGCGGCUUUGGCUGCACCACCAUGAAGGUCCCCAAAAAGCCCAUCCUAGAGCUUUUCCGGAAGACGUCGGUUGCACUGACAGCCAUAGAGGUGGUGAACCCUUAG